GCUCUGAAAGACAAGCAUCUUUGCAGAUUUUCUUUCAUGAAGUAUUUAAGUGAUGCCUUUCCUAAAUAUCAGACACAGCAAUACUAUUGCCAAUAACCGAGCAGCCACGGGAAGCUUGCGCACCACGGGCCAUUAGGACCACGGCUAUCCCGUUUCAUUUUCGGAAAUGCUUGAUGGGCUACAGCAGGUGCUCCGACAUCCGGGAAAGCAGGAAAUUGACAGGAGAGCGAGCAUAUGCAGCAGGUGUAGCGCAUGCCUGCACAUCAAAACACUGUCAGAGUGCAACGCGCGAAUUGCAUUGUACAUUGCAUGCAUAGGGUUGGGCAUUGAGCUACUGUAUUAGGGCAUUGAGCUAUUGUAUUCGAGCCCCGCCUGUCACUUUCCAGCUGUACGCUUUUCUUCACGACCACGGCAUCCAGGAAGCGUGUGUUUGCUUGUUUCUCUCCCCUGGUCCCUUGUUGGCUUGGUCUGCACUGCUAGCAUGCAUUGCGAGAGCCGGUGUAUUUGGAUACACGGUGCCAGCGGCAGCCGCUGACAGUGUAGAGUGAGUGGAGCAUUGGAAUAACGCUGCGCCCAGUCCAGGAGGCUGCUUGUAAACGAACUACAGCACACACAUACACAGAAAGCAUCGUAUUGAAAACUGCAAGUACAAGUGUGCGAUAGGCAGGUGUAAGAACGUGAGUGCGCGAUAGGAGGUUUUAUUUAUUUUUUUCUUGCAACAACAGCGUUGCUAAUCGAAGCAGCGGGGGACCUGGCGACAGAGCCAGCGGUAAUUAGUUGAAUUAUUGUCAUGAAGAUGGUGGAGUCGUGGCAUGCCUGCUGGUUAACGCAAGGAAUAAACACGCCGCUGCCGAUGGGUUGUAUUUUAACUUCGCCAAGGAAACAAACGGUCCACCUUUCGGAUUCCUGUCUGGGUUGCGGCAACCAAUAAACGGGCAAUACGGACUGCAGAUUUCCGUGUAGCGAAAGGCGUUUGGGAAGGAAAAUGCUAUUUUAAUCUUAUCAUAAUCCUACAGUAUAGGAAUGCUUAGCUGUAGUGAAGUGAGGGGAAGGAAAGCCGGUAACAUACUGCAGAAACACUGGUAUGGUGAUAUACUGUAUAUAGAUGUAUUUAUUUAUUUAUUUAUUUAUUUUAUCUUCCACGCCAGGACCAAAUGAAGCAGGUACGCGAUCUCAGGGACAGAUUGGAGGUAUGAAAAAAAAACUGAAAAUGGCAAUAUUUCUUCUUGUAGUUGCAACGCACAAAACAUAAAAAAAGGGCAAUGCAGGGAAGGUAUAUCUACAGUUUUGAGUAGGGCUGCUUUUAUUUUUAUUUUUAAAAGAAAUUUCGCUAAAAUAACAAUAAUUCAUUAUUGCAUUAACCCAUUGAAGCAAUGACGUAGCAGGGAGAAAUCUUUUGAAUUGAGAAUUUGUAGAUGGCUGCUGCAGUUAAUAUUAUAGAAUGCUGUGGACAUCGGAUAGCUUUGUACAGCGCAAAGGCAAACUGAAGACCGCAUUAGCUUCUUAAUGUUGUUUUUUAAGACUAGAUGAUUAUGUCUGGCCUCAUCCUGCCAGAGAAGGUACUGUUAGUAAACUGCUGAAUAUUGUAAGCUUGUAUUUGUAGUACAUUAUAGAUUGUAAUUUAGUAUUUGUAAACAAUUGUAUCUGUCAAUAAGUCCAGUAUCAUAUUGUUUUCCUUUGUGUAAAGAGUAGCUUUAAACAUCUGCUUUUAAAUACAGCCUAACAUAUGUAAUUUCUUUUUGAACAAUACACCAAGGAUUGAGCCUGCAGGCAUGAAUGGAAUACUGUGUGUUCCUUGUUUAACCCCUUGAGUUCGUCCUGCAGAUGGCAGAAGGGAACCUAGUGGAUACUUUCAGUUGAUACCAACCACACCAAAGACAACUGAACACAAAACAAACUUCAAUAGGAACUUGUGAACAUAGAACGAUUUCUAACGUGCGUCUGUUAUUUCUGCUGAAAUCCCCUCGCUGGAUUCUCAAAGACAUGAGCAAUCUAAUUUAUUUGCACCCUAACCCAGCAGGCUCAUUGUCACGAUGGCUAAUAAAAUGAGCUGCCCGUACUCUCUAUCGCCUUCCUGUAAUAGCGGGGGGAGCAUUAAAGGGCACGAUCAACAGCAUGGGGAUGGGACUUUGAGUACGACGGAAAAUGGCAGUUGUAAUUCGUCCACGUUUUCCUCCAGUUCACCAGACCACCCCCUGCACACCGGCCCCACCCCGCUCUGGACUGCGGUGUUCGACUACGAAGCAACUGCCGAUGAAGAGCUAACCCUCUGCAGAGGGGACCUGCUGGAGGUCCUGUCCAGAGACUCCAAUGUGUCCGGGGACGAGGGCUGGUGGACGGGCAAAAUCAAGGACAAAGUCGGCAUCUUCCCCAGCAACUACGUCAUCUGGGACCCCAACUACACCAAAAUCCAUGGCAGUUUAAUGAAAGAGUGCCCCUUACCUCUGGAGAUUGAUUUCCAAGAGCUGCGGUUGGAAGAGAUUAUCGGGGCUGGCGGCUUUGGGAAGGUUUAUAAAGGCGUCUGGCGAAGUGAGGAGGUGGCGGUGAAAGCAGCCAGGCAAGAUCCCGACGAGGACAUCAGUGUCACCGCGGAGAACGUCCGGCAGGAGGCCAAGCUGUUCUGGAUGCUCCGGCACCCCAACAUCAUUGCGCUGAAAGGGGUGUGCCUGAAGGAACCCAAUCUGUGCCUGGUGAUGGAGUAUGCCCGUGGAGGGGGCCUUAACCGAGCCCUCUCUGGCAAGAAGGUGCCCCCGCGGGUGUUGGUGAACUGGGCUGUGCAGAUAGCCAAAGGGAUGAGCUACCUUCACAAUGAGACCAUCGUGCCCAUCAUUCACAGAGACCUCAAGUCCAGCAACAUUCUCAUUCUGGAGCAGCUGGAGAAUGACGAGCUCUCCAAUAAGACCCUGAAGAUCACUGAUUUUGGCCUGGCCCGCGAGUGGCACAGGACCACCAGGAUGAGCGCCGCGGGAACCUAUGCCUGGAUGGCCCCCGAGGUCAUCAAGCUGUCCCUCUUCUCCAAGAGCAGCGACAUCUGGAGUUUCGGGGUGCUGCUGUGGGAGCUCUUGACUGGGGAGGUUCCCUAUCGUGAGAUCGAUGCCCUGGCCGUGGCCUAUGGAGUGGCCAUUAAUAAGCUGACCCUGCCCAUCCCUUCCACCUGCCCAGAGCCCUUUGCCAGACUGCUGGAAGAGUGCUGGAGCCCAGACCCACACCACAGACCCUCCUUCAGCACCAUCCUGGAGCAGCUGCUGUGCAUCGAGCAGUCGGCCAUGUUCCAGAUGCCCCUGGAGUCCUUCCACUCUCUGCAGGAGGACUGGAGGCUCGAGAUCCAGCAGAUGUUCGAUGAGCUGCGCACCAAAGAGAAGGAGCUGCGCAGCUGGGAGGAGGAGCUGGCGCGCGCCGCUCUGGAGCAGAAGGAGCAGGAGGAGGUGCUGCGCAGACGAGAGCAGGAGCUGGCUGAGCGUGAGAUCGACAUCGUGGAGCGGGAGCUCCACAUCAUCAUCCACCAGAUGUACCAGGAGAAGCCCAAGGUGAAGAAACGCAAGGGCAACUUCAAGAAGAGCCGGCUGAAGCUGGGCAAGGACGGCAACCGCAUCAGCCUGCCCUCAGGUUUUGAACACAAGAUCACCGUGCAGGCGUCUCCCAGCGUUGACAAGUGGAAAGGCCAGGGCCCGGACCGCUGCAGCCCCCCAGGCAGCCCUGUCGUCAUCCCCAGGCUGCGAGCAAUCCGCUUGACCCCCAGCGACGGCAGCAAGACGUGGGGGCGCAGUGCGGUGUGUAAGAAGGAGGACCUGGCUGCCAACAAGAAGAAGGUUCGCACCUGGAGCCCCAGCUCCACACAUCAGAGAGAGCGCAUCGGAGGAGAAGACAGGUUGAAGUCCCUGGGGGAGGGGUGCAAGCAGUGGUCGUCCAGCGCCCCCAACUUGGGCAAAUCCCCCAAGCAUGUCCCAAUCUCCGGGGGAUUCGCCAGCCUCAACGAGAUGGAAGAGGACUAUGAUGUCAGCUCCCCUCAGACGAACCCCCCAGACAUGUCCCAGGACGAGUUCGAAGCCAAGGAGGAGAAGAAGAAGAAGGAGGGUCUUUUCCAGCGGACAGGGCGCUUCCGCCGCAGCACCAGCCCCGCCAGCAGGAGAGAGGAGUCCGUCCUGCCUUCCCUGGAGCUGUCCAGCUCGGUCACCCUGCUCUCCCUGUCCUCCCUCUCCGACUGCAACUCCACCAAGUCACUGCUGCCCUUCGAGAGCGAGGACUGCUCUGCCACCAACCCCCUGCUGGACCUGAAAACUGAGAGCUUCAAGAGAGACCCCAGGCAGUCCCUGACCCCCACGCACGUGAGCGCCACCCUGGCCGUGUCGCGAGGGCACCGGCGCACCCCCUCGGACGGGGCGAUUCAGCCUCAGGCCCAGACUCCCACUCACCACAGGACUCCGUCUGAUGGCAGCGUGCAGGCCCUCCCUGACACAAGCUCCAGGGAUGUGGAGGUCCCAUGCUUGCCUGACCCCUCUCUGCUGUUCCCUCCCAUCCUGCGGCGAAAGCCCGCACUCGAGAAGGACACUGCGGCGAUCGAGAGACCCAAGACGCUGGAGUUUGCACCGCGGCCGCGCCCCUCCUCCGGCCGGGCCAGGAUCGACCCCUGGAAGUUGGUGUCAUUCAGACGGACGCACAGUUCCUCUCCCAACAGCAGCUGUGACAGCCCGCAGGCCACAGAGGAGCCAGUCCCGGCCAGACAGACCCUGCUGGACAUAGACAUGGAUGGACAGAGUCAGGACAGCACUGUCCCGCUGUGCGAGACCGCCCAAGCGCUGAGCUAACUGAGCCUUAACCCUGGAGCCUGGAGAAAACAGUGACAGCUGCAGCGUGGAUAAAUGAUGUCUUUAAGCUAGCAUCCAGCUGGUCUUCAGUGAAAUCACUAUUAAAAUCAUUGUGCUGGGAUGCAUGGGGGGUUUUUAAGUACUUUAAAUUUUAACCUAAUAUUAGAAAAUUCUUACAUUUUACCUUUGAAACUAUAAUUCAUACCAUAUUACAGUAAAAUAAACCUGGCACAGAAAAUUACUCAUUACAAAAAGAGAAAAACAUAGUGUUAUUUGUUUUAUUUAUAUGUUAAUGUUCAUUUUAAGCCUUCAAUAUCUUUUGAUACAGUCUUUUAUAGAUUCUGGUAUAUAAACUAAUGCAAAUAUGGAAAUUUUUGCCACAGAAUACAUUCCAAGUUUGUUAAAACAUUCAAAUAGAAAUACGGGUGUUUGUUUUUGAGUAAGGUGAACAUAAUUCUUCCCGGGCAACAGAAGCAUAACUUUAUCUUACCCGCUGAACUGCGAGGGUUAGGCUGGAGACAUUAGUGAUGCGCUGUCCUGUUUUCAUCCUCUUGAGAUUAUAUGGGUGAAAAUCCGCUUGGCUGACUAAUGGGAUAUCACUCACUGGUAAUGGAAAAGGAAUUCACUUUGAAACACUCAUUCAAGAUAAACUCUGUGAAAAACAUUUUGGUAUCUCUAUGCUGCUCAAGAUUACAGUAGAAAUGUUAGUUAAAGUUGUUGAAGCACAAUUCGAUUUUAAUGACAAGAAAAAGGUCCUUAGCCUGUAAACUUCCAACUGUCUUUGACCUGUCGAGAAAUGAGCAACAGCUGAAUUUAUGAUGCCUCCUUCAUCGUCCUCAAUUAAUGGUGUGAAGUUUAAGGACAGUGUCUCAUUAUAGAAAGGGCAGUUGUUCCUCUGCCCUGCAGGAUGCAUCAGAAAUGGACAAUUCCAAAGUGCUGGUCUUCAGUAUUCAUUUGAUUUUAAGACUUCAUAGUGACCAACAUCACUGCCACACACUGUACAAACCAAUGCUUCCCACUGCAAUGAUGGAAUGUGUUUAUUUAUUGAAAGGGGUGUCCGUCUGCUAUACAGUGCUUGCCCAAAAGAGUGUGUGAGUGGGUCUUGGUUUGAGUGUUUAUAUGCAUGUGGAAAUAUGGAGAAACCAUCAAGACCCAUUAUUGUACAAGAGCAAAGAUAAAGGAAUACACUCACCCAGCAUCCUGCCCUGUGUCUGGAAUCGCAGAAAUUAUCAUGACUGUGUCAGAAAUGAAACAGACUCCUGCUCUAUAACGAUCGGACUCAUUCCAGCAGUCGAACCAGUACUAAGCUUCAUGUCAGUCGAGUCUUUUAACAGCAAGGUGAGACGGGGACUGUGUUUGAAGACAUGCCUUGCAAUAACUUCUGUGCAAGCAACGCAUACUGUGACCACCCUCCCUCAAAUGCAAUAUUCAUUUUAAACGCUGAUCUUGCAGCAGCUGUCUCAUGAAUUAGACCGUUUUGGGGUCUCUAUGUUGCUUUCACAGAAGGUAUGUCCCUAUACUAAGAGAGCACCAGACACAGCCAUGGCUGAAAGGCUUUUGAUAAGGCCUGGGUGUGGCUAAAAUGUCAAUGUGGUAAAGUUACCAGGAUGUAAACAUUAAAACACAGCUUAGAUCGUGAGUACCCUAAAAUGCAGUUAAAAUGUUCUACUGUUCCCUACAGUGCUAUUAUUGUGAGUGUUUCUCAUUGAGAUUACUUACCGUAUUCCUUCGAAUUUAAGAAGCAAUUUUUUAAACAUUUUUUGCUUCUCAAAAAUAGCCUGUGUCUUAAAUUUGAGUACAGUAGUGAUGUGUUUAUCACCAACAAAAGAUAUCCCUGUACGAAUACACAAGCAGCAACAUGACUGACUGCCAAGAAAAGAGGAACAGACAUCCCUGUCUGAAUACACAAGCAGCAACGUGACUUACUGCUGAGAAAAGACGAACCAAAAUGUUACUGCCCGAUCUUGAAUCACCCAUGACAUACAAGCAGCCAUUCUCAACGAAGCGUCAUUCGCUUCCUGAGGAAUUCAAAGAGAAGCUUUUACCAUUUCAACGUUUCUAACAAACAGUACCAUGCUUG
This is a messenger RNA of Polyodon spathula (Mississippi paddlefish), 6885 nucleotides long. Its product is annotated as mitogen-activated protein kinase kinase kinase 10-like. The record is from RefSeq and is a predicted model, not a curated record. Bases 2034 to 4805 code for a protein of 923 amino acids. The transcript has 11 exons. NCBI's taxonomy places the organism in Eukaryota, Metazoa, Chordata, Actinopteri, Acipenseriformes, Polyodontidae. Gene Ontology annotation, biological process: protein phosphorylation; positive regulation of apoptotic process. Gene Ontology annotation, molecular function: protein binding; JUN kinase kinase kinase activity; ATP binding.